AGCUUCAAGUGGUCUAGCAUCAAUUGAAAGAAAGGCAAUGCUCAAUGCUAGUGAAAUAGCGAAGAUCAAGCCGAGGGGAUACAUUUUACAGAUACCUGAGCAUCCUGUUCCUGAACUGCCUGAACUCCCUAGGCCUGAAUUGCCUCAGCUUCCACCACUUCCCCAUGCGGAGUUGCCACCAUUUCCAGAGAUACCUGAGCAUCCUGUUCCUGAGUUGAAUGAACUCCCUAUACCUGAAUUGCAUCAGCUUCCACCACUUCCCCAGGUGGAGUUGCCACAAUUUCCAGAGAUACCUGAGCAUCCUAUUCCUGAACUGCCUGAACUCCCUAGGCCUGAAUUGCAUGAGCUUCCACCACUUCCCCAUGCGGAGUUGCCACCAUUUCCAGAGAUACCUGAGCAUCCUGUUCUUGAAUUGCCGAACCCCACAUUGCCUACAUUUCCCACCAUUCCAGAAGACAUCCCCAACCCCAAACAGAACCCAUCCCAUUCUACCUCCAGCCCUUAAAUUAGUAUACAGUAUAUUGCUUCUUUAGUGGAUUUCAAGUUGAACCACGAAGAGCUUUACCUUUGGAAGUACUACAUUUAUGUUUAUAUACAUUGUGUGAACCGAAAAACUAUGAGUUUUUGAUGAUUCACAUUAUAAUUUGUAUUGAUUGUCAUACGUUUCUGCCAUGAGAGUGGUUCUAUUGUCGUUUAACCAGUUGUAUUGUACUUGAUAUUUUAUCUAUAUAUGUAUUUUGUAUUAAGUAUGAUGAAAGCAUGAUCAAAGAACAAGGAAUGCGAGCACAAUCAAAAGGAACAUGAAAGUAAUAAAAUUUCCUAGUUUCU
Rubroshorea leprosula is the source of this 828-nucleotide messenger RNA. NCBI's taxonomy places the organism in Eukaryota, Viridiplantae, Streptophyta, Magnoliopsida, Malvales, Dipterocarpaceae. The record is from the annotation of a GenBank genome assembly.